Molecule: messenger RNA, 2033 nt
Organism: Musca vetustissima
Lineage: Eukaryota; Metazoa; Arthropoda; Insecta; Diptera; Muscidae
Product: long-chain-fatty-acid--CoA ligase heimdall
Exons: 6
Coding region: 1-2025 (674 amino acids)
Cellular component (GO): membrane; endoplasmic reticulum
Molecular function (GO): long-chain fatty acid-CoA ligase activity
Source: RefSeq, a predicted model, not a curated record
AUGGCAUCGCUUAAACCGGCCACAAAUUAUACCUCUUGCUCCUUGCAUGAGCCUGUCAAAAUAUUAGCCUCUGAGGAAAGUCUAUCCGAUAUUUCGAUUCAAACUAUACCGGAAUUUUUCCAUCAAUGUUGUGAAAGAUUUAGAGAUUAUCCCGCCCUGGCCUACAAGGAUAAAUUAGAGCAGUGGGCUACCGUAAGCUAUGAAGAAUAUGAGCGGAAUGUUGAACGGGCAGCAUUGGCAUUACUUUAUUUGGGUGUGGAACCUCGUACGUCGGUGGGAAUUUUAUCCUUCAAUUGUCCGGAAUGGUUUUAUGUAAAUUUGGCAGCGGUACGAAUAAAUGCCGUAUCGGCUGGAAUUUAUACUACCAAUUCGGCAGAGGCCGUUUUUCAUAUACUCGAGACCUCAGAUGCCAGUGUGGUGGUCGUGGAUGAUACGAAACAAUUGCAGAAAAUUCGUUCGAUACGUGCUAGUUUGCCUCAGCUGAAGGCAGUUGUUCAGCUACAUGGGCCCUAUGACUUCGAUAAGGAACAACAGGAGGAGGGCUAUUAUCGUUGGUCGGAUCUGUGGGAAAUGGAGUUUAGUACUUCAUUGCGGGAGGAAUUGCUGGAGAGGGAAAGGGAAGUGGCCGCAAAUGAUUGUGCUCUACUUAUAUUUACGUCCGGCACCGUGGGCAUGCCCAAGGGCUGUAUGAUCUCGCACGAUGGUAUAUUGUAUUGUGCCAAGACCAUUAAUCGUUGUCUGCCCUAUCUGCAGCAGGGUGGUGAAAAAAUUAUUUCCUAUUUACCGCUCAAUCAUAUGGCCGCUCAAUUGUUUGAUAUGUUUAUGGGUAUGGAAUUUGGGGCGGUAACAUAUUUUGCUGACCGCAAUGCACUGAAGGGUACCCUGGGGAGAACCUUGCAAGAAGUUCAGCCGACAGUAAUGUUUGGUGUUCCACGGAUCUUUGAAAAAAUGCAGGAGCAGCUAAUGCUAUUGGAAGCCAAUUCGGGAUGCCUGAAGAGGUGUUUGCUGCAAAGGGCCAGGAACUAUAUGCAGCAAUAUCAUCUAAAUCGGCUUGAGGGAAAACCCAAUUCCUGUAUGAAGUACUGGCUGGCCUCUAAACUGACCAAUCGCAUUAAGCAUGCCAUUGGUUUGGGAUCCAUCAAGGAUUGUAUCAUUGGCGGAGCACCGGUCACCGAAGAACUGAAAUUGUUUUUCCUAAGUUUGGAUUUACCCUUGACCGAUGUUUUCGGUAUGUCCGAGACCAGUGGUGGUAUUAUUUUCAACUUUGAGAAGACCAAUCUGCUGGCCACCGGAAAACCCGUUGAGGGAGUGGAAAUUAAAAUAAAGGAUCCCACGGGGGAAAAGAAUGAAGGGGAGCUUCUGGUAAGGGGCCGCACCAACUUCAUGGGCUACCUAAAGGAGCCGGAGAAGACCAAGGACACGGUAACCGAUGACUGUUGGAUUUUGACUGGAGAUGUGGCCUAUUUGGAUACCGAGGGUAAUGUCUAUGUAAGUGGCCGUAUCAAGGAACUGAUCAUUACGGCCGGUGGUGAAAAUAUACCUCCCGUACACAUUGAGUCUUUGAUUAAAAAGGAAUUGCCCUGUCUGAGUAAUGUUAUGGCCAUAGGGGAUCAUAGGAAAUAUUUGACCGCCCUAUUGACAUUUAAGACUGACAUCGAUCCUCAUACCGGUUAUCCCAUGGACACUCUGCUACCCGAAACCAAAGAAUGGUUGGCCUCAUUAGAUCUCCAUUAUAAUCAUCUCUCGGAAAUGUUACACAUUGAAUUGCCAGAAAAUCUGCAAGACUUCGAUCCAAAUAGUGUGGAGGUACAACUUGAUAAUAAGGUACAGUUAGCCUUGGAAGCGGGCAUCGAACGUUAUAACCUGCAGGCCAUAUCGAAUGCCCAGAAAAUUCAAUAUUUUAGUGUGCUGCCACAUGAUUUUUCAAUACCCACUGGGGAAUUGGGUCCCACACUGAAAAUUCGCCGCAACAUUGUCCACACGAAAUAUGCCAAGGUCAUUGACAAAAUGUAUCAAAAAAAUUAAAAAUGAUA